This is a messenger RNA of Diuraphis noxia (Russian wheat aphid), 628 nucleotides long. RefSeq lists its product as uncharacterized. NCBI's taxonomy places the organism in Eukaryota, Metazoa, Arthropoda, Insecta, Hemiptera, Aphididae. The record is from RefSeq and is a predicted model, not a curated record.
AUGAUACUCUUGCGACCCCAUAAUAAUUUUGGGGGUCGCGACCGCUACCCCUCGCUACCCCAUAGUUACGCCACUGGGCCAAGGUUGUGCCUUGGGGCCAUUCCAGUUCGGGUAUCGAAACACAAGUAUGUGCUCGACAUUGUCCGACACGCAACUGCAGUAAUUGCAUCAAGGACUGUCCAUACGAUGGAAGUAAUAUUGGAAACACCUGUGUUCCGAGAGAGCUUAGGUCAUGUGGUACGACAUUUGGACCCUUGGGACUAUCCUGCCCUCCCAUUUGAUGAUAUUCCCGAAUGGAAAUGUCGUAAAUUAUUAUCAAAGGCCAAUACUACCAACACCAAUUCCAUCGUCAACCAGCAUGGAAACCAGCGGGAACGACGACAAGCUCUAGUAAAAACUAGAAAUGUAGAUGAUGGACCAGGUCCAGUCGAGUCCUUCGCCAGAUCCAGUUAUCCAUUAAAUGUGCCAAGAUUCCAGAAUGGCGAUGUCAUAAACUAUUCCACCAUCAACAUGGAGGUAAUAAAAUGGAUUCGUCAACAGCUGUCAAUUGAGAAGAUGAAUCGUAUUCAGGAAUUCAAAUUAAAAAACUUGAAUCGUCUGUCGUCCUCAAAAACACCCCAGCGUUAAA